AUGGCCGAUACAAAUGGUAUAAGCUCCAAUAGCCCGGUUGGAGACGCGUCCACCCCGCUCACCCAGGUUCGCCCGGGAGGUGCUCCAUCGCGCGUGUAUCUCAACGCCAAGGUCGUGCCGCAGCUUCUCGAAGGAAUGAAGCUUCUAGCAAAGGAUCAGCCUGCCAUGCCUCUUAAGGUACUUGGAGAGUUCUUACUUCGUAAGAGCAAUGAGAUUGAAGGCAAUGACUCGGAGUAA
Molecule: messenger RNA, 237 nt
Organism: Penicillium taxi
Lineage: Eukaryota; Fungi; Ascomycota; Eurotiomycetes; Eurotiales; Aspergillaceae
Product: DPY30/SDC1 family protein
Exons: 2
Coding region: 1-237 (78 amino acids)
Source: RefSeq, a predicted model, not a curated record